Cydia amplana is the source of this 873-nucleotide messenger RNA. Its product is annotated as circadian clock-controlled protein daywake-like. The coding region runs from base 107 to 820 and encodes 237 amino acids. Lineage: Eukaryota; Metazoa; Arthropoda; Insecta; Lepidoptera; Tortricidae. The record is from RefSeq and is a predicted model, not a curated record. The transcript is spliced from 5 exons.
CGCAAUGUUCGGCCGUGUUUAUAUAUAUCAGUUAUAAACGACGCUCUGCAUUGAACAUUGAGCAAGCUUUGAGUUUGGUGUCGGAUUGAAAAAAAUAAAAUAAAAAAUGGGUGCCAUAUUUUACUCUCUCGUGGUGUUGAUGCAAGUGACUGCGUUGCUGUCUACAUCACCUCCAAAAUGCAAGCCUUCAGACUCCGACUGCCUGAAGUCAGCGGCUCAAGCCUUGACCCCGCUGCUCGCUGCCGGCAUGCCCGCGCUCGCCACGGAGCCGCUAGACGUCAUGCGCGUGGACGAGAUCCGCAUGGACCUGGCCGGCCUGCGGCUCAACGUGACCAACUCCAGUAUCAAGGGACUUAAGAACGCAGUUAUUGACAAAAUCAAAUUCGACAUGGCUAAAAAGCAGCUGGUGAUUUCAUACCACGCUGAUGUGGAGCUCACUGGGCAGUACAAGGCAGCCGGCCGACUGAUCAUCCUUCCCAUCAGCGGGGAUGGAGACGUCAAGAUAGAACUCAAAAACUACAAUUCAAAGUUGUCGAUACCUUUCACCAUCGUGAAGAAUAAGGAAGGCAAGGAUACGAUGCACAUGAAGGAGUUCAAAAACGAAUUUGAUAUUAAAGACGGAGCUCACUAUUCGUUGACCAAUCUCUUCAAUGGCAAUAAGGUUUUGAGUGAUAGUAUGCUGAAAUUUAUGAAUGAAAAUUGGAAGCUUCUGUCCACCGAAUUUGGAGGAACCUUGAUGCAGAAACCAAACAAAAAGAUAUUUCACGUAAUUAAAAAGUAUCUACAAAACAAACCCAUUGACGAAAUGUUAGAUGUUUAAGAUUAUAUACCAAAAACUAGUCAUAAAUAAAUAGACAUACACUGUAUAAAUUG